CAGUGAAGUAUGUGGAUGUCCUAUAAAACCACGGAACAGAGCUGGAGCGUACGUUUGACAACAGACCUGAGAAAGGAUUGACUGUGUGUGUUGUUUUUAAAGUUUUAGAGUGCAGGCAAGUCUCGGUCGAAAGGAUAAAGGAAGGGGUGUCAGUGUGUGAUCACCUGCCCAGUCUCUUCGGAAGGGUAGAUAAGACUGGAGAAGCGGUCCUCACUUUUUUUCACAAUCGUUUGUACCAUCAAGGCUUAAGGAAUGUAGCGAUUCGUUACGGUUUUGCAUUUAGUGCUAAGAUACCCAAACGUGAAAUACCUUGUGGAAUACAGUUGCAGCUGAUACUUGAAAGAUGAAUAUUCAACUGUCAUGAAGUACCCGGUUGAAAAUGGAUCACAGACACGAUAUGAAAUGUAAAAUUGUUGUGGUCGGAGACAGUCAGUGCGGGAAAACGUCUUUGCUCAGUGUCUUUGCCAAGGACUCCUUCCCAAAGAGCUAUGUUCCGACGGUGUUUGAAAACUACACGGCGAGCUUUGAGAUCGACUCGAUCAGAGUAGAACUUAGUCUUUGGGACACAUCUGGAUCUCUUUAUUAUGACAAUGUGCGUCCACUGUCCUACCCCGAUGCGGACGCGGUUCUCAUCUGCUUCGACAUCAGCCGGCCAGAAACCCUGGACAGUGUGCUAAGGAAGUGGAAAGGGGAGAUUGAGGAAUUUUGUCCCAACACCAAAAUGCUUCUUGUGGGUUGCAAAUCAGACCUACGCACAGACCUGGCCACCUUUGUACAACUGUCCAAUGAGAUACCAUUGUCCUAUGAUCAGGGAUCAAACAUGGCCAAGCAGAUGUCUGCUCCCUACAUUGAGUGCUCUGCCCUGCAGUCAGAGAACAGCGUGAGGGACAUUUUCCACGUGGCCACGCUGGCCUGCGUCAGCAAGAACAAGAAUAUGAAGCGCCACAAGUCCUCUAGAGCCACCAAGAGGACAUCCCACAUGGCCAGUCGGCCAGAGCUAGACUCCAUAUCAUGCUUGCAUAAGAACAAGACCAAAACCUGCUCCGUCAUGUGAUAUAAAUAACCAAAAAAAAGGUUUAUCUUUUUGCAACGAUUUAUUUUCCAUCAUGGUGGAAAAACGUCCAUAACAAAUUUGAAAAUUCAUGGGACAUGAACUGGGAGAUUUUUUUGCACUUUAGGAAAAUAUUCAUUGACCCAUCAUCUUGUACCCAGCUAUUCUGAGGAGCUUGACUGCACUGAGGCUGGAAUAUGAGAGACAUAAAUGAAUGAUGAUGAAACAGUCUCUGGCAUUCUUUAACCUUAUUUCCCAUUUUAAUAUUCUCAGCAGGUCAGGACUGUUGGAUUCUGAACCUCAGAGCUGUCUGGCCUUCAAGCAAAUUUCAAGUAGGAAUCUUAGAAAUCUUAAUUCUUAGAUUACCAAUAGUAUGAACCCUAAAUGAAAAGAAUAUACUGGAACCUAAAAACUAUUUUUAUAUGAAGAGAGACUGGACUUUUGGAAAAAAUCAUUUUGUUUCUGUUACUGUUAAUGGACUUAGCUAAAAUGUCUUCAUAAAUGUUCCACUUCUGUCUAAAUGGUCUGUAACACUAACCUCAUAUAUGUGCCCCUCAACCAAAGCAAAGUUUGAUGGACUAUGAUUUGUCUUCUCAGAUCUGACACCAAAAAAAAAAAUCAACUACAGGACAGAUAUAGAGGAAUUUUGGUGCUGCAUUUUGUAAAUAAAUAAAAGAAGCAAUAAAUGAAGUUUGAACUUUCA
Molecule: messenger RNA, 1754 nt
Organism: Electrophorus electricus (electric eel)
Lineage: Eukaryota; Metazoa; Chordata; Actinopteri; Gymnotiformes; Gymnotidae
Gene: rnd3b
Product: Rho family GTPase 3b
Biological process (GO): small GTPase-mediated signal transduction
Molecular function (GO): GTP binding; GTPase activity
Source: RefSeq, a predicted model, not a curated record